UCUCAACAACAAAAAAAUCUAAAAAGAAAUUAUCUGAUGGUACCACGUCCACAUCGACCGGAAAAAAGAAAUCGAAAAAAUCCAAAAAAUUGGAUGCUGAAAAAGAAAAUAUUUCGGUGUGAGUUGAAAGUUUUAUCGGGGCAAACAAUGAAAUUCAACAAUACUAACACUAACAACACCAACAAAGUUAAUCUAGGAACAAAUCGAAUCAAUAAUUUGUCGAAUUUAACAUCUAAAAUGGUUCUAAACAAUAACAUUGAGAACACAACAAUACCAACAAACAGUCCUCCCACGGCUGCUUCGAUCAUCAAAAAAACAAUGAAUCAUCAACAAAAAUACACAAUAAAAAAUCAAACAAUUGUACUUUGCGAAAAUGAAUUAAGCGAGAAGAAUUCCAGUAUAAUUCGAGAUAGUCCUUUCACACAUCAACAAGAGCAGACUCAAGAAAAAAAUCCCCAAGAAGAAAUUUCAUUUCAACAACAUCAUGAAAGGGAUGAAAAUUUCCUAACAGAUUUUAGCAGUAGUAUGGCAUCAAUGACCCAUAUAAACCGUAUAAGUGCGAGUGAGAAAACCGAUGAUGCUAAAAAUCUCAUCAACGAUUGGAGAAACUUCACUAAUGUGAGGAAACAAAACAAUAUUGGAGUCAUUUCUAAAAAGUUUCUAUCAACCAGUAACAAUGUUUUCACGUCAAGUGAAUUUUCAAAUGGCGAUUGUGUUGGUGUUAAUGAAACCGUUCAACAACAGCAGUUACAUCAAUACAAUGUAAAUCGUAAUGUUCGAUUCUCAUUAAAUAUUCAGGAAGAAAAGUGCAAUUUUGUUAUUAUAAAAACAAACGAUACUCCCAAACAUAACAAUAUUGACAAACCCCACGAAUUGUUGAAACCCAAAGCGGGACAACAACGGGAACAUGAAGUCCUGAUUGGUAGUAACAAUAGAAGUAGAUAUAGUACUUUUGGAAGCAGCAGAGAAAAUAUUGGAGAUGGUGAAUUACUUAUAGAUGUUAAAAAAUUGAGGAAGCUAUACCAGGAUAACCAGCAAAUAAGCGAGCAGAAAUAUUCGCUAAGCGUGUAUCGAAAUCCUGUUCGAAUAUCACGGGAAGUAAGCGUCAAAACGUUGUGUCGUAGUUUCGGGGAUUUAACGAAUUUGGCAAGUGACAAUUGUAAAAAGCAAGACAGCGUGAAUGAUCUCAAGCGUGCUAAAUCUGUUAGUGAUAUACUUGAAAAGGAUCAAGCCCGUAUAAUAUCAACUGGUAUAUCAGUAAAGGCUUUGCGGGAUAGUUAUUGCAGUUUAGUUGGAGUGGGAACACAGGAGAGUAGCAUUCGUAGUUAUAGUGGUUUCAAGAAAUCAAGCUUCAGUAAAUUUGAUGCAUUGCAAAAAAAGAACAUCUUACAUGUGAGAUCAAGUGAUGCUGGGCGAGCGCAGGAGAAAUUCAAUGAUGCUGCCCCGGAAUUGGAGAAAAAAUGUCGUGCAUGCGGAAAAAUUGUAUACAAAAUGGAGGAGAUGAAAGCCGAACGGAAUACAUGGCACAAAAAUUGUUUUCGUUGUAAUGAAUGCGGCAAACAACUGAAUGUGGAUAGUUACCAGAGUCAUGAGAGUGUUUUGUAUUGCAAACCACAUUUUCGUUCAUUGUUUGCACCAAAAGCAGUCGAGGAUAAUGAACCUGUACGACCGCGGAAACCUGAACUAAUUAUCCGAGAAAAUGAACCGGCCGAAUUACCGCCAGAUGUUAUACGUGCAUCAGACAAACCUGAUUUAGGUUUGGAUGAACUUCAGCAGCUGAAUGUACGAGAACGUUUUCAAGUUUUUGAACACUAUAAGGACCGGACAAAGGAGGAAGAGGAUUCAAAAACUCGUGACCGUUCCCCAACUGGUGUCAAACGAAGCACAUCUAUUUUGUCCAAAUUAGCAAAGUUCCACGCCAAAGGAAUGAAUACCGGUCUAAACGACGAAUCCCUAUCUGGUGUUCCUUAUGAAGAUUCAAGUGACGAAGAGGACUACAAUAAUGAAGAGGAUGACAUUGAUGAUGACAACGAAGAUGCUGAUUUAAUCCGGGCCAAACGAGCCCAACGGGAACGUCCCAUAAGCUUCCGAAAUAUGAGUGAUAUCAAAUCGAAAUUUGAAAAUGGUCACAUGAUGAGUCGCGAGGAGCGCCGCGAGGAACGAAAACAAGAAAUCCAAAACAUACGUUCUCGUUUAUUCAUGGGAAAGCAGGCUCGUAUAAAGGAGAUGUACCAACAAGCUGUCGCAGAUAGCGAGCAAGCUAUUACAUCGUCGGGCAAAAAACCUGAAAUCGACAUUGGUGACAAAGCUCGAACCCUUAAGGAAAAAUUCGAAACAGGUGAGGUCUUCAAACAGGGUAAAGAAGGUAGUGGAGAACAUAGACUUCAGGAUGAUGAAAUGGAAGUAUUCGAGCAAGGGAUCAGCAAACAGUCACGAUCGAUUUUCCAGAAUUUGGAUGCAUCACAGCAACAAGCCCCUCUACCAAAUCAAGGCCCUAGAACGCCCGAUACGAAAAAACAACAACAAGUAAGAAAAUUACAGCCGGACAAGUCCAAGCCAUUCUUAGGUACUGGAGAAAUCGUAAGAAGCACAGAUAAAUCGGACGACAUCAAAAUUGAAACAUCCGAGGUAUCAUCGAAAUUCCGAUUUUUCGAACAGUAUCGUCCAACUGAAACGGAACGAAAACCCUUCCGUAUUACACCACCACGUGAGGGUGUGGUCAAAACAGCCGAUUCACCUGAACCUGAAAUCUAUGUUGAUCCUGAUGUAGUUCGGUCAGAAGGACGAACAGAUGAUUCAACGGUAGCAGCGAAAACUCAUACCGCUACGAAAAUGCUGUCAAUAUUUCGUCAAAUGGAAGAAUCUAAAAAUAAACGUAGCGAGUUUGACGAAGUACCGAAGCCAUUGAAACGAUUUACUCCACCUCCAGAUGGUAACCGACGAGUAUAUAAUGAUGAAGAUAGUGAUGAAGAUGAAGAGGAUGAUGAUGAAGAGGAGGAGGAAGAAGAGGAGGAAGAAGAGGAGGAAAGUGAAGAGGAGACUAAACAUAAUCGAUAUGAUGAUGAAUUCCUGCGGCAGGCACAGUCAGCUGCAAGAGCGAAACAACUUCGAGCGAAAUUUGAAAAAUGGGAAGCCAAUGAAAUACGACGCGAGAUGAACAACAGCAAUAAUAACAGUGCAGUGAAUUUAUACGAGCAACACUACGAUGAUAACGAGGAAGGACAAGUUGAAAGCGCCAAAUCGUUACGUGCAAAAUUCGAAUCAUUGCGAGAGACCGCGAAUACUCCAACAAGGCCUCGGGUCCAAGUUAAUCGGUUUGUGUAAACAGUUUGGCUAAAAAAUGGCGGAGAAAACGCAUGAUAACAAUAAUUUCACUUGAAAAUCAGCCUCUGCCGUUAGUCGUUACUAAGGUUUUGUGUAAAACAAAACCUUUCUUAAUAUAUCUUCAAAACGAAGGAUUUUAAUGUUUAAUUAAUUCUCGUAAUAUUAGUUGAAUAAAGUGCAAUUUUUUAGUAAGAGAGGAAUUAUUCAAAAAUUUAAAAGAAUAUCCAGAGAAAUAAUAUAAUAAAUUGCAUUUUAUUUUAAUACUAAAAUUUGUUUAAAUAAAACAAAAAUUACCAAAAUAAUUUUAUUCAAAAUCUAUUCAAAUGUUGAAAUCAUUCUUACAUUUUUUUAAAAUAUAUAAUUCAAAAUUAAACGGAAAAUAACAAUUCAUAUUUAUAUAUUAAUUAUAACAAAAGUUAUUUCAUCUUUUAUAUCUCUACAUAUAUUCGUUAUUUAUUUGUAUUUAUAAUAUUUGAAAUAUGAUUAUGUUGUUUCAAUUUUUUUUAUCAAGAAAAGAAAAAAAAUUAAAAGAUAAAUAAAUCACAAAAGUGUCAAACACGA
Messenger RNA from Hermetia illucens (black soldier fly), 3885 nucleotides. RefSeq names its product intracellular protein transport protein USO1. Gene Ontology annotation, cellular component: plasma membrane; actin cytoskeleton. Bases 37 to 3324 code for a protein of 1095 amino acids. Lineage: Eukaryota; Metazoa; Arthropoda; Insecta; Diptera; Stratiomyidae. Gene Ontology annotation, molecular function: actin filament binding. Gene Ontology annotation, biological process: actin filament bundle assembly. The record is from RefSeq and is a predicted model, not a curated record. The transcript is spliced from 18 exons.